CUCCGCCGCCGCCGCUGCCUGCUGCCCGGGCUGGCUGCUGGCCCCCCGGGCCCGGGAUGACGCCACCACUCGCUCCGCCCAGGCGCAAACUCGUUCCCUGCGUUCAUUUCAUUCCUGCUCUCAUUCCGAGCAUUCUUCGCAUCUCUGUCAGUGCGUGAAGCGAUUCACCUCCACCUUUCCUGGCCGGCCCAUAAACACCAGAAUAACUUGACAUAGUAUUCAAAAUCCCCACUAACAUCACAUUAGCAAAAGAAAGGGACAUUUGUAGAUGACAUAUCAAUAACGAGUUGGAGCCUUUUCGGACCACCUCGGAGAAAGAAAGAAAACAAACACAAGAGACUUGUUGCUUCAGCGCGGCUGACGGCGCCGCUUUAAGAUCGCCAUCGAAGUUUAAGUGUCUCUCCCUAGUUUGCUCCAGGCUUCAGCUUGGAGAACCCAGCCGCCAAGAUUGAUCCCAGCAGCUGGAGCGGCAGCGAGAGCCCUGCCGAGGACAUGGAGCGGAUGAGCGAUUCAGCGGACAAGCCUGUGGACAACGAUGCCGAAGGGGUCUGGAGUCCUGACAUAGAGCAGAGCUUCCAGGAGGCCUUGGCCAUAUAUCCCCCAUGUGGACGCAGGAAGAUCAUCCUGUCAGAUGAAGGAAAGAUGUAUGGUCGAAAUGAGCUGAUAGCCAGAUACAUCAAGCUUCGGACUGGAAAGACAAGAACUCGCAAGCAGGUGUCUAGUCACAUACAGGUCUUAGCAAGAAAGAAAGUUCGAGAAAUCCAAGCUGCCAUUAAGGUACGUCUGGCUUUGCCCAGUUGCAGGGGGCUUUUCAUUGCCAUGGUUACAGGCUCUUCCUUUGUUUUCCUCCCCUCCCCUACCCCGCAGGUGUCUAGUCACAUUCAGGUUCUUGCCAGAAGAAAAUCUCGUGAGUUUCAUUCCAAGCUAAAGGUCACGAGUAUGGACCAAGCGGUGAAGGACAAAGCCCUCCAGAGCAUGGCCUCUAUGUCCUCGGCUCAGAUCGUCUCUGCAACGGCAAUCCACAACAAACUCGGCCUGCCAGGCAUCCCUCGGCCCGCCUUCCCAGGAGCAGGGUUAUGGCAGGGUAUGAUAUCAGCUGGUCAGCCAGGAUCCUCACAAGACAUUAAGCCUUUCACCCAGCAACCAUAUCCCAUCCAGUCAGCAGUUACAACAGCCAUUUCAAGUUAUGAACCUGCUGCCGCUCCAGCUCCCACAGCCCCAGCAUGGCAAGGCCGCUCCAUCGGCACAUCUAAACUCAGACUGGUGGAGUUUUCCGCCUUCCUAGAGCAACAGAGAGACCAAGACUCGUACAACAAGCACCUGUUUGUACACAUCGGACAGACCAAUCACUCCUACAGCGACGCCUUGCUGGAGUCUGUGGAUAUUCGUCAAAUUUAUGAUAAAUUUCCUGAGAAGAAAGGAGGAUUAAAGGAGCUGUAUGGAAAAGGUCCUCAGAAUUCUUUUUUUCUCAUCAAAUUCUGGGCCGACCUAAACUGCAACAUUCAAGAUGAUGCUGGAUCAUUUUAUGGAGUGACCAGCCAGUAUGAGAGCUCAGAGAAUAUGACCAUAACAUGUUCAACAAAGGUCUGCUCCUUCGGCAAGCAGGUUGUUGAGAAAGUAGAGACUGAAUAUGCACGCUUUGAGAAUGGUCGCUUUGUCUACCGGAUAAGCCGGUCUCCCAUGUGUGAAUACAUGAUCAACUUUAUCCACAAGCUAAAACAUCUCCCAGAGAAGUACAUGAUGAACAGUGUCCUGGAAAACUUCACCAUCUUAUUGGUCGUGUCAAAUAGGGACACCCAGGAGACGUUGUUAUGUAUGGCUUGUGUGUUUGAAGUGUCGAACAGCGAGCACGGCGCCCAGCACCAUAUCUACAGACUGGUAAAGGAAUAAACCAGUCUGUUUUGUUUUUUCGUUUUUCUUUAUGGACUUAUCAACCUCCAAAACAAGUGGCAGUGCCUCUGCAUUGAAAGUCAACCUUUCAAUGCUCUUUGGUUGAGGUAUGAGGUGAAGUUAGUGUGUUGUAAGUGUUGUUUGACCACAGCUGUGAAAUAUGGUACAGUUGUUUUAUGAUCUAUUGGGAACUUAAUGGGAAUUUUCAUUUUUCAAUAUGUUUAGUUGGUUGUUUCAAUGAGAUUUAUUUGUCAAAUGGAAAUCUAUGUGUAGUCUCUUUCUGAUUUGUUAUACCAACUGAGAGGGAAAAAGCCUGUGAUGGUCUGUGCAUUUUGGGUUGAGAGUGUUUUAAAAAAAUCUGUGUUUCAUAAUUUGUUUCAAUACAUCUUGUAGAAAACCAUGUUCUCACAGCGAAAUAAACCUCCCAAAGACACAUAAAUAACACUACAAAUACAUGUCAGUGACUGAAAUCAUAUGGAUGUAAAAAUGUGUAAAUAUUUUUGUUGAAACACUCCAAAUUUCAGACAGACAAGAAAUACACUGUGAAAUAAGGAGGUACAG
This is a messenger RNA of Cyprinodon tularosa, 2451 nucleotides long. It is a transcript of the gene tead1b, whose product is annotated as TEA domain family member 1b. The record is from RefSeq and is a predicted model, not a curated record. The transcript is spliced from 14 exons. Lineage: Eukaryota; Metazoa; Chordata; Actinopteri; Cyprinodontiformes; Cyprinodontidae. Gene Ontology annotation, molecular function: RNA polymerase II cis-regulatory region sequence-specific DNA binding; DNA-binding transcription factor activity, RNA polymerase II-specific. Gene Ontology annotation, biological process: embryonic organ development; regulation of transcription by RNA polymerase II; hippo signaling. The coding region runs from base 493 to 1890 and encodes 465 amino acids. Gene Ontology annotation, cellular component: transcription regulator complex.